AUGUACCAGAAAGCUGCAAAGUCCCUGGCCACCCGCAAUGGCGCGGUCCUCAGCCGCACUCACCUCAUUUCUGCCGCAUUGCACCUGCUCUUCCUCCUGUUGCACUUCAGCUUCCAGCGCCCUCGCUCCCUGAAGCCUUACUUCUUCUUGGCAGUGCCAACACUGGCCAUCGAAUAUUACCUGGACCGCAUGGGUCGGCCCCGUUAUAAUGAGGAUGGCUCCCUCCGUUCCGCGGGUGAGGAUCUCAAUGCCACCGGCCUGACUGAGUACAUGUGGGAUGUCCUGUACUGGACACAGGGCUGUAUUGUCGCUGUUUGUCUCUUCAAUGACCGUGCCUGGUGGUUAUGGACCGUGAUCCCACUGUACUCCGUAUAUGCCGCUUAUACUACGGUCAUGGGUGUCAAAAAGGGAUUCGCGGGAAUGACCGGUGGUGGUGGCGGCGAAGACGCUGAUGCCCCAAAGAGCAAGACGCAAAUGAAGAAGGAAAAGAGGGGCUCUACUAUGAAGUACAGGUGA
This is a messenger RNA of Penicillium olsonii, 516 nucleotides long. Lineage: Eukaryota; Fungi; Ascomycota; Eurotiomycetes; Eurotiales; Aspergillaceae. The record is from the annotation of a GenBank genome assembly.